Cuscuta epithymum is the source of this 3675-nucleotide messenger RNA. NCBI's taxonomy places the organism in Eukaryota, Viridiplantae, Streptophyta, Magnoliopsida, Solanales, Convolvulaceae. The record is from the annotation of a GenBank genome assembly.
ACACGGAGCAGCUACAAAGUCAAAGACCGGACUUAUUACUCCAUCGGGCAAUUCAAGUCGAACGCUCGCUAAGAAUUUGACAGUUUGUAAGCCAUGCGAGUAAUAAAGAAUAAAACAACCCAAACAUUCACUUAUGCCUGUAACUUGUUUGAUCAAUGGUAGAUUUGAUUUUGGUAGGGAUGAAUGAUGAUUCUUCCCCAAUUUACAAUGGGAACGUGGAGAGAGAGACAAAGAGGAGACUGAUUUGACAUAGACUACGUUAGGCGCACAUGCAGAAAGAGACAAGAGAAGCGUAGAAAGAAGGUACCCACUCUAUGAAAGCCAAACAUCAAUAUAGGACAGCUAGCCAGUCAUGGCAGUCUGCCAAGAUCCAGACAGAAAUUCAUAAAGUUUCUUUUUUUAAAGAUAAAGCAGCAUUAUUUUCCUUUUCUUUAAUCAUUUAUCAAGAUCAAAGAAGACCCACUCACCAUCUCCGAUCCCCUCUCUUUUCUCUCUUUUUUAUUCAUUUUCUGGUUCUUGUUAGUCAAUCUUUGCUUCUUUACGUAUAGACCGACAUAUAGUAAAUCUGAGAGUUCUGGGACCUCUCAGUUUUAACUUACCUUCUGGGUCAGAAUAGUUUUGUAGGUAGAUCGUCUUUCGUCUAUAUAUACACAUACAUGUAUAGAGAGUGAAAUAAUUGCGUUUUUGACGUUUGUGUGUAUCAGUCAGCGUGUCAGGUAAUUUAUUCUCUUAGCUUUCUUCUUCUUGCAUUCCACUAAUGUCAUUCUGUUCUCUGGAUUAUGAGUUAUGACAUUGAUGAUCUCUAUGUACUUUCGCCAGAUCUCCUUCAGAUCGGCGCAUUGCAUUCUUCACUCCACAGUCCCUUUCGCAUUUAUUUCCAUCUUAUCUUGUCUUUGAUCUAUCUGUUUCCCUUGUAAUUAAAUUGCAAACUGGGUUUUCUUUCCAUUCUAAUCUGAGGGAAGAAAGUAAAAGAAUCUUGAAGUUAUGAUUUUUAUUUCCAGAUUCAAGAAAGUCAGAUGUUUUAUUUGGUUUUCUUAAAUACCCUUUUUACAGAGAGUAAAUAUUACUGUUUUGACUGCUUAAUGAGGGGUAUUAAUGAAGGAUCACAGUGUAAAUUAUGGUAAAUUUUAGGAGUGGUGUGUUAAGGUAACUGAUGAUCCAAAUAGAGAAAGAGAUUGUGAUUGCGUAGGACUGUAUUGAAUGUUGUUUUUCCUUAUCUGCACAUGGUUUCCGUUAGGUACGCGAUUGAUUAGCUCGGUUUCAACAAACUUUUCCGCUGAUUUAUUAUACUACUAGUGUCGGUCAAAAAGGUUCCGCACUUGGACGCCUGCUUUUCUAUAAAGGCUUUCUGCACUCAUUGUGUACUGUACACCUUCAAAAGAAUUACGGAGUAUUAGUUUGCUGGCUUUUGGGUUUUACUGUUCUUUUUGUAUAUAGAUAGAUCCUGUUUGUUAUUGGUAAACUUCAUUUCAAUCGAAUAAGUAUGUCAAAAAGGUACUUAUUCUGAUGCUGAUAAGAGAAUAAUAAGUAGAAUAAGCCGAAGAGGGGGCAUUUUUACAGUCCAGUUGGCUAAUUUCGUUUUCCGGCUGGACAGAUAGUUGAUAUACAUUUGGGGCAGGAUGAAGUAUAAAGAUGGGAAACCCAUUCACAAACAAAAUUCCAGGAAAGUUCCAAUGGCGCUAUUGCUUGUGGUGCUGUGUGGGGUUUCGUUUUAUCUCGGUGGAGUCUUCUAUUCCGACAACGGGAGUUAUUCAUCAACUAGUAACAAUCAUGUCUCCAAGGAGGUUGUACCUCUCAAGGGUAAUGCUGACACCACUUUGAUUCCCGAAUGCAGUCCUGACUUCCAGGAUUACACUCCAUGCACAGAUCCCAGGAGAUGGAGGAAAUAUAGUCUUCAAAGGCUAACUUUCAUGGAACGCCACUGCCCUCCUGCAUUUGAUAGGAUGGAAUGUUUGGUCCCUCCGCCGGAUGGCUAUAAGGAGCCAAUCAGAUGGCCAAAGAGCAAGCGUGAAUGUUGGUACAGAAAUGUUCCAUAUGAUUGGAUCAACAAGCAAAAAUCUAAUCAGCAUUGGUUAAAAAAAGAAGGGGAGAAGUUCCUAUUUCCUGGAGGAGGAACCAUGUUUCCCAAUGGAGUUAGUGAAUAUGUUGAUUCCAUGGUAAGUUUGAUUCCUGGAAUGAAAGAUGGUACGAUCAGGACUGCCAUUGACACUGGAUGUGGGGUAGCAAGCUGGGGAGGGGAUUUACUGGACCGUGGGAUACUAACAGUCUCACUAGCGCCAAGAGAUAAUCACGAGGCUCAAGUUCAGUUUGCUUUAGAACGUGGGAUACCUGCCAUUCUGGGGAUCAUUUCUACACAACGACUUCCUUUCCCUUCUAGCUCCUUUGAUAUGGCUCACUGUUCGAGAUGCCUUAUUCCAUGGACUGAAUUUGGGGGGACAUAUCUUCUAGAGAUACAUCGCAUACUACGUCCUGGAGGGUUUUGGGUCCUCUCGGGUCCACCAGUGAACUAUGAAAACCGAUGGAGAGGAUGGAACACCACAAUUGAAGCGCAGAGAUCAGAUUAUGAGAAACUCCAAGAUUUGCUAACUUCAAUUUGUUUCAAACUGUACAACAAGAAGGACGACAUUGCCGUGUGGCAGAAAUUAUCAGAUAAUAGUUGCUAUAAGCAUCUUGAAAGUCCCGACAACUACCCUCCAAAAUGUGAUGACAGUCUUGAACCUGACUCAGCAUGGUACACACCACUGCGGACAUGUGUUGUAGUGCCAACUGUAAAGGGCAAGAAAGUAAAUUUGGAAUCGCUUCCCAAGUGGCCCGAAAGGUUGCAUGUUGCCCCGGGGCGGGUUCUUGAUGUUCGUGGAGGAAAUGAAGCUGUCUUUAGACACGAUGAUAGUCUGUGGAAGAAACGAGUGAAGCACUACAAGAAACUGCUUCCUUAUCUUGGGACUGAUAAGAUCAGAAAUGUCAUGGACAUGAACACAUUGUACGGAGGUUUUGCUGCUUCGCUUGUCGAUGAUCCUUUGUGGGUCAUGAACGUUGUUUCUUCUUACGCAGUAAAUACACUUACUGUGGUGUAUGAUAGGGGUCUCAUUGGUACUUAUCAUGACUGGUGUGAAGCCUUUUCAACUUAUCCUAGAACAUAUGAUCUCCUUCACGUUGAUGGCCUCUUCACUGCUGAAAGCCAUAGAUGUGAAAUGAAGUAUGUGCUCCUAGAAAUGGAUAGGAUAUUGCGGCCCAAGGGGUACGCAUUGAUUCGCGACUCCACUCAGUACAUUGAUUCCAUCGCGGCCAUUGCUAAGAGGAUGAGAUGGAGCUGCCGUAAAGAAAAUACAGAGGACGGGGGAGGAAAUUCAAAGGUAUUGGUUUGCCAGAAGGAGCUCCGCCAUUCUUAGCCGCGCGAGUUCACCAUGUGCAGGUUUCCGUCAAGUCUCUGGGAAGAAGAUGUAAUUUACAUACAGAAGAAGUGUAAGUGCGCUGAACUGGUCGGUCAUAUAGAAAAAGUCGAUAUUUUUUUCAUCUAUAGAAUUUCUUAUUUUCCGUAAAGAAAGUCUCAAUAAGGAAUGUAUUUCUGAUAUUCUCCAGUUUUGGUGACCUCCAAUAUAAUUUUGGCGAGGCUGGGUUGUUGACUUUUGGUGUCGCUGUUUCUUUUUUUGAAUGAGUAGCGUUGCUCUAUCUAAA